This is a messenger RNA of Pantherophis guttatus, 1764 nucleotides long. Lineage: Eukaryota; Metazoa; Chordata; Lepidosauria; Squamata; Colubridae. The record is from RefSeq and is a predicted model, not a curated record.
GCACAAUCCGAACUUUGAAUCAUCUGAUGAUUUUUUUCCCCCAGUUCUGGCCUUGAGCGCGCAUUAUUACUUUAAUAACAUUUCAUUCCCUUUAAAUGGCAGUGUGGUUGAAGGAUGCCCUUGUUAUCCUUCAGUUUUCAGUACAAUCAGAUCAGUGUCUACAUUUACGUUAUCGCUGUGCAAUUAUUUUUAUCAUCAUGACAAAGCACAGCUCGGUUGCCCUAGUGCCCCAGUUUCUUGCCACACCCCCUGGGGCCUUAUGUGUGUGUUUGUGUGUGUGUGUCCCAGCUCUUUGUCCCUUCCAUCUCUCUGGGUGAUGAGGGAUUAUGUCACCUCGUGUUGUGACUUCCCCCCGCGGUUCAUUGGCUUUCAGGCAUCUCCCGGGCAACGAGACCAAACCGAAGAGGCUGAUCUGUUUCCUUACAGCAGAGAUCAGCUCCCUCAUUGGCUAGGAGCGUUGCCUAUAGCAACGGGAAGACGCUGAUCAGAGCUGCUUUUGUGGCAGGCGAGCAUCCUCGAGGCCUCUGAGCGAGCCGGGGAAUUUCCUGGCCUGGCAAAGCUGCCACCGGAGCCAUGUCUCAGCCUGCUGUGCUUCUCACCCAGGAGCCUGCUCCGCAGAGCAUCCCUGUUUCUGAGCUGCCCAUGAAGGUUUACGAGCCGGCUCUGAACACCGGUCCCGAUUCAUCGAGCGGUUUGGCUACAGCUGGCUUCCGCACCGCCAAGUUCCUGCCUGAAGAAUGGCACCAGAACAACUACAUCCGAUACCACGAGGCCUUUGCUGACCGCGACCAUUCUGAGCGCUGCCGCCAUGAGUCCCAGAACCUGGCCAAUUACACGGCUGAGUUGGCCCAGCGCACCCAGGAGGACUCUACGGCUAAAGUGGGUCAGAGGCUCCAGGACAUCCACUUCUGGAAGUCGGAGCUUCAGAGGGAGAUUGAGGACCUGGUGGCUGAGACUGACCAGCUGGCAGCUCAGAAGCUGCGGCUGGAGCGAGCCAUUGAUGCCACGGAGGUCCCCUACAGCAUCGCCACGGACAACCUGCAAUGCCGGGAACGCCGGCAGCAUCCUGACCUGGUGAGGGACCAGGUGGAGGUAGAGCUGCUCAAGGAGACCGAGCUCAUCCGAAAUAUCCAAGAGCUCCUGAAAAGAACAGUGAAGCAAGCUGUUAACCAGAUGCAGUAAGGCCUCUAUUCAGUAUUUGGUCAUGACCAACUUCUAAGGUUUGGGGGGGGGGGGGGGCGACAUGAGUGUCGGCUUUCUCAAAUGAAGUGCAUGUAACUCAUUCUUCCCCAUCUUGGCCUACCUGGUUCCCAACCUCUUUGCACAACUAAACAAGACUGUGUCUGAUUUUGUCUGGAUGACAUUCUAGUCCUGCCAUGCAUUGCCAAGUUCUUGUUUAAAAAGAUGUGGUUAAAAAUGCAGGUCAUCUUAACUUAAAAUCAAAAUUAGGAUUGGAACUUCCAUCACUAAGUAAGAUGGUCGUUACUUUUGCAACCUUUUUUUGCAGCAGUCUUUAAGUAAAUGAUCACGGGUGUUAGCACUUAGACUUAUAUACCACUUCACAGUGCUUUACAGCCCUCUCUAAGCGUUUUACAGAGUCAGCACAUUGCCCCCAACAAUCUGGAUCCUCAUUUUAUCCACCUUGGAAGGAUGGAAAGCUUGAGCUGGUCAGGAUCAGGAUCAAACUGCUGGCUGUGGGCAGAGUUCGCCUGCAAUACUGUAUUCUAACCAUUGGGAGGGAAGGAAGAAAGGAAGGAAGGAAGG